AUGGCUGCCAAGAUUGUUGUGAGCCUGCUGCUCCUUUGUGUUGCCUCAGAGUUGGUUGCUGCCCAGUGCUCCCAAAAAAGGAGUGGUCUGUGUCCAGUGGUCCAGAACCACAACCCACUGUGCAGGGGAAAACUAAAGUAUCAGUGCGUCUGCGAUUUUACCUGUUCCGAAUGGGAUAAGCCCUGCAAUUGGGUCCUCACUUGUGAGGCGGAGGUCCUCGCCAUCAACAAGGCUCGCGUCAAAAAGAAUAAACUACUGCUCUUCAGAUUACCCAAUCAAAGUCAUAAGCAGUGUCUGGACAUCAAUAUCAACACUCACAAGCAUAUAAACUGUUGCAACUUGUUCUGCCAAGCUAAUAUUAAAGAUGUGUGUUUCUAA
Drosophila eugracilis is the source of this 378-nucleotide messenger RNA. RefSeq lists its product as uncharacterized. The transcript is spliced from 2 exons. NCBI's taxonomy places the organism in Eukaryota, Metazoa, Arthropoda, Insecta, Diptera, Drosophilidae. The coding region runs from base 1 to 378 and encodes 125 amino acids. The record is from RefSeq and is a predicted model, not a curated record.